UACCUUCCCAGUUCUUCCAACCUCCCCGAGAUAGAGAUAGUCAGGUAGUCAGAUAGGGAGAAAGGGAGAGAGAGAGAGAGGGGCGUAAUGUCGGUGCUGGGUCGGUGUUUGGGCGUACGGCGGGAGCGGCAGCUGCAGCGGGCGCUCCGCAAUGGCCGCCUCACUCUCAUCUGCCUCGUCCUCACCGUCGUCGUCCUCCGUGGAACUAUCGGCGCUGGCCGCUUCGGCACGCCCGAGAAGGACCUCCACGACCUCCGCCGCCUCCUCCACCGCCAGCAGCACCUCCCCCACCGCGCCCUCGCCGAGCAGCACCGGGACGCCUCCUUCUUGGCCGAUGACGCAGACGACCCCCCGCGCGAUCCCUCCGCCCCUUACUCCCUCGGCCCCCAGAUCUCCGAUUGGGACCAGCAGCGCGCGGAUUGGCUCCGCCGGCACCCUGACCGCCCCAGCUUCGUUUCCCCCAGCAAGCCCCGCGUGCUCCUCGUCACCGGUUCCUCCCCAGAGCCCUGUGAGAAUCCCGUCGGCGACUAUUUCCUCCUCAAGUUCAUCAAGAACAAGAUCGACUACUGCCGCGUCCAUGGCCUAGAGAUCUUCUACAAUAUGGCUAGCUUCGACGCCCAAAUGGCCGGCUUCUGGGCCAAGCUGCCGCUGAUCCGUUCGCUCCUCCUCUCCCAUCCCGAGGUUGAGUUUCUCUGGUGGAUGGACAGCGACGCUAUGUUCACGGACAUGGUCUUCGAGCUCCCUUGGGAGCGCUACGGCCCCUAUAACCUCGUGAUGCACGGUUGGGAGGAGAUGGUGUACGACGAACACAACUGGAUCGGCCUCAACACCGGCAGCUUUCUUCUUCGCAACUGCCAAUGGUCGCUAGAUCUCCUCGACGCCUGGGCGCCCAUGGGCCCUAAAGGAGAGACUCGAAUUGAGGCCGGCAAGGUCCUCACCGCCUACCUCAAGGACCGACCCGUCUUCGAGGCCGACGACCAGUCCGCCAUGGUCUAUCUCCUGGCCACCCAGCGGGAACGAUGGGGCGACAAGGUCCACCUCGAGAACGGAUACUACCUCCACGGCUACUGGGGCAUCCUCGUCGACCGCUUCGAGGAAAUGAUCCAGAAUGACCGCCCGGGACUCGGCGACCACCGCUGGCCCCUCGUCACCCACUUCGUCGGAUGCAAGCCCUGCGGCAAAUUCGGGGAUUAUUCAGUGGAGCGCUGCUUCAAACAGAUGGACCGCGCCUUCAAUUUCGGGGACAACCAGAUCCUGCAGAUGUAUGGCUUCACUCACAAAUCACUCAACAGUAGAAGCGUGAAACGGAUCCGGAACGAGACCGACAACCCCUUGGAUCUCAAGGAUGACCUAGGGCUGCUCCAUCCAGAAUUCAGGGCCGCCGCCAAGGUCACUCAAUCUUGACUAAAAACUCCAUUUUUUUUCUCUCUUUUCCAAUCUUUUUCUUCCCGUCUAGUCGAAUCUAGGGCUGCUUGAACAUCAUUUCUUCAAACGUAUAUUUAUGUGUGAUUUUGUUGAGCAUCAGAUCAAACUGGUUCCUGGUAUAUGAAUGUUCAUCUGAUCAUCUCGCUCA
This is a messenger RNA of Zingiber officinale, 1573 nucleotides long. RefSeq names its product probable xyloglucan 6-xylosyltransferase 1. Gene Ontology annotation, cellular component: membrane; endosome; trans-Golgi network. Gene Ontology annotation, molecular function: UDP-xylosyltransferase activity; xyloglucan 6-xylosyltransferase activity; hexosyltransferase activity. Gene Ontology annotation, biological process: xyloglucan biosynthetic process. The record is from RefSeq and is a predicted model, not a curated record. The transcript has a single exon. Bases 88 to 1404 code for a protein of 438 amino acids. Lineage: Eukaryota; Viridiplantae; Streptophyta; Magnoliopsida; Zingiberales; Zingiberaceae.